AGCGCUAAUUUCAAGUUUUUCCUGUGCAGCGUUUCGCUUUGCGUUUUGGAAUGGACUCCAAACCGAAGCGAGCAAAGCAGAAAUCUUCGGUUCGCCCCUGUCCUCAGGGAUGUGGUUUCUGUUUGCACGACAGCGACCAGCACGAUGCCUGCCCUGUCUGCCUGGGGAUCGUCCACGCUAGGAGAGCGUUGACGGAGCCCGAAGCCUGUGCGUUUUGUCGCCAGCUCCGGCGCUCGACCCUGGAAAGACGGGUGACGUUUGUGGAAAAAGUGCUGGGAUGCUCGGCUGUCGCACGGCAUGACCCUCUCCUUUCCGAGUCUGGAGCCCCGGCUUCGUCCGAGUCCGAAGACGAGGAUUUUCCGGUCGAUGUCCCCGCAAUUAGCUGGGCUGACCACAUGGAAUAUGUUGACGGGUUAGCCGAUGACGAGCCGGAACCAUGCAGGAGCGCUGACGAUGACGUGCUGGACAUCGGCCUGGACAUCCAUGGUUUGUCGGAGGAUGAGCAGGAGAGCUCAUUGUCAGCCCAAUGUGCCGCCGCUGCUGCGCUGGUCGGCCACGAUGACACCUCUCUUUUUUCCCUGUUUCGCCGCGCUGCUGAGAAGCUGCAGGUGGACUGGCCCUCUCCUCCGCCAGCUCAGAAGCCGUCGCGGUUCGCGGGUUUUUUCCUCCCACCGGAGCCCGCAACGGCCAAAAACUGCCUUCCCAUGUUCCCAGACUUUCUCUGCAAGCUAACAGCAUCAUGGGACAAACCUCUGUCUACCCGCGUCACUGUGCCCGGCUAUGGACAGUACAUGGAUUUGGACGGCGCCGAGGGGGCUGGCUUAGCUAACCCACCCCCUAUGGAGCCGUCUCUGGCUGCUUAUCUGGCCCCGUCCCAUAACCAUGGUGUCGGCGGCCCCGCAACUCUGCCGUCCAAGCACUGCAGAUUCUCUGCGUCGCAGCUGGAGAAGAUUUAUCGGGCUCAGGCCGGCACUGCUCGCGCCAUGAGCUCCGUCACCAUGCUCCAGACGUACCAGGCAAUGUGCCUGGCGGAGCUCGGAUCGCUGGUUCCUGAUGACAGCCCUUUGGCACCUCUUCUUAACGAGGUCAGAGUCGCCACAGAUUACAUCCUCCGUGCGUCUCGCUGUGCAGCGCUCUCCCUGGGCAGAGGGAUGGCUUCGACAGUAGUGGCGCAGAGGCACCUGUGGCUGACCCUCUCUGACGUCCCGGAUAGGGACAGAGCUGUAUAUCUGGACGCACCAGUGUCUGCGGCUGGGUUAUUCGGACAUUCACUUGAAGCCAUUCAGGCUAGAUUUGAUCUGAGGAAGAAGCAGACGGAAGCUCUGCGCGACAUCAUCCCCAGACGUCAGCCCAAGCCCGCAGCUAGCUCUCACAGGCCCGCCGCUCCUCUGCCGACUGGCAAGAGACCGGCGCCCACUGCUGAAGUGGGUGCGCCGCCAGCGAGAGCACAUCCUCCGGCCCGAGCUCCACGCCAGUCGGCCUGGAGCAGAGACCCACCCUCGGGCCCCCGGCGGGACCCGACGCCCAGGAGGAAGAAGCCUCAGCCCUCCUAGCUGUGGUUUCGAGUGGA
Molecule: messenger RNA, 1570 nt
Organism: Oreochromis niloticus (Nile tilapia)
Lineage: Eukaryota; Metazoa; Chordata; Actinopteri; Cichliformes; Cichlidae
Exons: 2
Coding region: 51-1553 (500 amino acids)
Source: RefSeq, a predicted model, not a curated record